AUGUUCACCCUUACGAUGAAAAGUACCUGCAAAUUCUCACCUUCAUAUUCGAAUUAUUUUGGGACAACUGUCUUCCAGUUUGAGUGCUUCGUACGCCCUGGGAGACUAGAUCCCUACAUUAUUCACAGUUCCAGUAUAACUUUCUCACGCA
Schistosoma margrebowiei is the source of this 151-nucleotide messenger RNA. The record is from the annotation of a GenBank genome assembly. Lineage: Eukaryota; Metazoa; Platyhelminthes; Trematoda; Strigeidida; Schistosomatidae.